ACAUUUUACAGAAUCUGCAGGAACAAAUCGACUGAAGAAUUCCAAUCGAUACCAUAUUUGGUCGCUCUAUUCAGCUCCAUGCUCUGGCUUUACUACGCAUUCCUCAAAGGACACUCCUUCCUUCUCAUCACCAUUAACUCCUUUGGAUGUGUCAUAGAGAUGGUGUACAUUGCCAUCUACAUUGCUUAUGCGCUAAGAGCUGCUAGGAACUCCACGAUCAAGCUCUUUGCUCUGAUGAACAUGGGAUUGUUCUCUCUCCUAAUUCUCAUCACGCAUUUCAUUCCGAACAAUGAUGCACGCGCCACGGUGUUCGGAUGGAUCUGCACGACAAUUUCCGUGAGCGUCUUCGCAGCGCCGUUAAGCAUUGUGGCACGAGUUGUGCGAACGAAGAGCGUGGAGUUCAUGCCCUUCUCUCUGUCGUUCUUUCUAACUUUGAGCGCCAUCAUGUGGUUCGGCUACGGUUUCUUCCAAAAGGACUGGUGCAUUAUGAUACCGAACAUCGUGGGCUUUGUCUUGGGACUGUCUCAGAUGGUCGUGUACGGAUACUACAGAAACAAUGAGGUCAUGGACGAGAAGCUCCCACAACAUGUCGCCACCACCGUCGUUCACCCCCCGCCAGGAGGAGUCUCCGAAGUCCGCCCUGUCACCCGUGAAAUCUCGCCCCCCAUCGACCGCGGUGAAGCCCGAGCGAAUGAGCAACAGCCACAGCCAUCACAACUGCCGGAGGGUGCCGUGGAAGUGGUAGUUUCUGGCGAUGACCUGGGGUCUGAUCAGCCAAGUUAAGUUGGCUCAGGCCCAACUUACCAUCGAGCGGGGCUUUAAUUAAGAAUGUGAAGGCUCAAAUUAGCGUCGAUCUAUCCUCCUCUCCAUGAUGAUCCUAUUUGCCCUAUCGAUAUCUCUCUCUAUCUGUCUCUUUUGUUCAGUUGAUGUACAAUUGU
Eucalyptus grandis is the source of this 938-nucleotide messenger RNA. RefSeq names its product bidirectional sugar transporter SWEET15-like. Gene Ontology annotation, cellular component: membrane. The record is from RefSeq and is a predicted model, not a curated record. Gene Ontology annotation, molecular function: sugar transmembrane transporter activity. NCBI's taxonomy places the organism in Eukaryota, Viridiplantae, Streptophyta, Magnoliopsida, Myrtales, Myrtaceae. The transcript is spliced from 4 exons. Gene Ontology annotation, biological process: carbohydrate transport. The annotation marks the transcript as partial.